GACAGAUGGAGAGGGGAGGGAAAGAAAAUCAGAAAGGGAAGAAAAAAAAGGAAAAAAAUAAAAUAAAAGAAGAGUAUGGAUAGAUGUAAUUACAUACAUGCACGCAACCCAAUCUCCUCUUACCAUGACCCCCGAGUUGACCUAUCUAAUACCAGCUACCUCCCUUCUUCUCUCCCUACCUCUCUCCUCGUUGUCUUCUCUCUUCGUCGUCUCAAUCGAUAAAAACACGCCAUGCCCGCCCACCCCGUUUUUAGCAAGGGCCCUGGUCCCCGUCGACAGACCGUGGGUGGCUUGGCCCCAGAAAAAAAUGGAUUGUCGACGAGGGAGGUACUUACAACCCAUAACCUGCCCUUCAUACACGCACGUACGUAUGUACGUGUAUGUCUAUAUGCCUACGCAUUCUAGGUAUGUACUUACUAUGUAGUGUGCAUAUAGGCAGGUGUAUCUUCGCGUUCGAAAGAAUCAGGAUGUGCGCUCAAGGAUUCCAACCUUACUCUUACGUUGACUUUACCUACAAUGUGUAGAGGUAGCAGGCUGACCAGCGGCGGAUCUUGGGUGGUCGACGGGAUAUCUACA
Durotheca rogersii is the source of this 576-nucleotide messenger RNA. RefSeq lists its product as uncharacterized. The transcript has a single exon. Bases 98 to 424 code for a protein of 108 amino acids. Lineage: Eukaryota; Fungi; Ascomycota; Sordariomycetes; Xylariales; Xylariaceae. The record is from RefSeq and is a predicted model, not a curated record.